AUGGAGCAUGACGGGCCAGGCCAGAUCCGAGGCUCCAUCGGAGGUCGGAAGAUGCGCAGAAAAGCGUUGACUAAGGUGGAGAUCCGGAGCGGUGGCUACAUCGGAAAAGGCGUGAUGGCUGAGGUGGUGCUUGCGCAGACUUCCAUGACUCGGAAGGCGAUGAAAGGCAGGCUGUGUGAGAAGCAGAGGAACAGAAAUAGUAUCCACUACCAUUUCGUACUGCAUGGGAUCCAAGCUCAGUCGGAGCCGGAGUUGACUGCAUUCAUUGAGACAGCAAAGGAAGCUGUAGCGAUUCGCGCAACGGAGGCACUGAAAAUUGGUAAUCACACCAUCCGAGUCCAUGGGGACAACGUAAUGCCAAAACAGUAA
Messenger RNA from Aspergillus niger, 369 nucleotides. RefSeq lists its product as uncharacterized. The record is from RefSeq and is a predicted model, not a curated record. Bases 1 to 369 code for a protein of 122 amino acids. NCBI's taxonomy places the organism in Eukaryota, Fungi, Ascomycota, Eurotiomycetes, Eurotiales, Aspergillaceae. The transcript has 4 exons.